CUGCUUGGAACAUCGUUCGGGCAUCUGAGCAUCCAGGAGGGAAGAAUGCAGCUCUUCGUGGAGACCCUGUCGGGCUCCCCGCUCACGCUUAGCGUGGCGGCGGACGCCUCGGUGGCGUCGGUCAAGCAGGCCGUGGAGGACGUGGAGUACAUCCAGAACUUCCGUCUGGUCUGCGCCGGCAAGCAGCUGACGAGCGGCUCGCUCGCUGACUACGCCGUCGGCGAGUGCGACACGCUCAAGAUGCUGCUGGACGUGAACGGUGGCAUGCGUGCCAAGUGGCGCAAGAAACGUAUGCGCCGCCUUCGCCGCAAGCGCCGAAAAAUGCGCCAGCGCGCCAGAUAAGCGUCGUGCCACAGACUGUCGGUGACAGCUAGUGUGCCAUCAGCACUCGAGGUGCCAUCAUUCCAAGACAGACUGUAAGCAACGUGCUUUGACGGGUGGCCCGUGCCCCAAGAUCAACCGCAGCAACCAGCAGUUUUCUCUUCGUCUCCGCUGUAAGCAGGACGACCAUCAUCAGCUUCAAGCGUUGGCUUCGGUUCUCGUAGCAGGGUUAACGAUUGUGGAUAAUGGAAGAAGAGCGCAUCCGUGGAUUUCGGAUGAAGAGGAAAACA
Molecule: messenger RNA, 611 nt
Organism: Phytophthora sojae
Lineage: Eukaryota; Oomycota; Peronosporomycetes; Peronosporales; Peronosporaceae
Exons: 2
Coding region: 46-342 (98 amino acids)
Biological process (GO): translation
Cellular component (GO): ribosome
Molecular function (GO): structural constituent of ribosome; protein binding
Source: RefSeq, a predicted model, not a curated record